AUGGGUAAGCUGGAGACUGCGGCCAAAACCUUUGGGGGCAUGUCGCCCCUCGGGGUGGCGUCGUGUCUUUUCCUCUCCGCCGGCGCGUUUUUCAUUUUCGCCAGCAACAAGCAGAUAGCCAAGCACUCGGCGGAGAAUUUUCGCAACAACAUGCACCUCUUGUACGAAAAUCCCCAGGACUGGUCCUGUUUCUACUCGGCCAAGCAGUACCGCGAGGAGUGCGACCAGCUCAACAGGCGUCGUGGCCUCGAGUACAUGGACGGGAUAUGUGACAGGCUCGAAAAGAAGCUGACAAAGUGCAGAGCUGAACUCUACAGGGAGAUCUCCACACUCGCUCCGUACGCCAUGGACCCUCCGCUGGAGCUGGACGAGCUCCCCUACUGGGUCCGCCAGAAUAAACGAAAUUAG
Messenger RNA from Theileria equi strain WA, 408 nucleotides. RefSeq lists its product as hypothetical. The coding region runs from base 1 to 408 and encodes 135 amino acids. The record is from RefSeq and is a predicted model, not a curated record. The transcript is spliced from 2 exons. NCBI's taxonomy places the organism in Eukaryota, Apicomplexa, Aconoidasida, Piroplasmida, Theileriidae.